Messenger RNA from Lingula anatina, 591 nucleotides. Its product is annotated as zinc finger ZZ-type and EF-hand domain-containing protein 1. The record is from RefSeq and is a predicted model, not a curated record. Gene Ontology annotation, molecular function: calcium ion binding; zinc ion binding. Lineage: Eukaryota; Metazoa; Brachiopoda; Lingulata; Lingulida; Lingulidae.
AUGAAUUUGCCAUAUGAUCUUGCCUUUUUGGUGGACCUGAAAAUUCCAGAACUCUUGAUGAAUAUUGCCAAAGGAAGUGUAACCACUAGAGAUAAAUCCUUGAGUGAGUUUGAUGAAUCUCAGGAGCAGGAGGAGUAUGAACAGUGUAUGAAGUGGCUGGAGGAAUGCAAGACUGGCUUCAGUGCCUGGUACAAGACUGCUCAAGAAUCUUCCAAAGAAGACAGAAAAGCCAUGCAGAUGUUUGUAGCUAGAUUCUGUGAUCUUUUGGAUGUGGAGAUCAGUUGUGAUGGUUGUGGUGUAACGUUGCCAGGGCGACGCUACAGGUGUCUGCAGUGUCAAGACAUGGACCUCUGUGCUACGUGUUUUGCAGGUGGAGUGAAGCCAGCAGGGGAACACACAGAUGACCAUGAUAUAGUCCAUCUGAUGUACAAAUGUGAUGAAUGCCAGGCUUUCAUAGUGGGACAGAGAAUCCACUGCGACGUCUGUGAAGAUUUUGACUUGUGCUUGGGUUGCCAUAAGAAAGAGCUUUAUCCUCCAGGUCAUGACAGUUCCCACAGAGUCUCUGUUCUGCCUCUUGUAAAAUGUAAGUAA